GGACCAAUUUUUCGAUUGUAGUUAUCAGUUUAGUUCAACAAACAAUAUGAGCCAGGAGCAACGAGAAGAGCCGAUCAAAUACGGCGACGUUUUUGAAGUCUCGGAUGAGCUAGGUUCCUUGCCUAUCAAGCCAAAGGAUGCGACUGCCAUGCAGGCAGCCGAGAAUUUGGCGCUAGGAGGAACGCCCAAGGGCGGUCCUGCCUCCGUCAUGCAAUCGGCUGCUGAUAUUAAUCAGCAGCACGGUGUCGUUGGUCACGAUGAUGUGACCAACGUCGCUAGAAAUGAAGGUGUUACUGUGUCGGUUGGUCAUCGUGAUGGGCAUAGAAUCAUCACCGAGUUGGUUGGCGGAGAGGUGGUGGGACAAUAUGAAAAACCAGAAAGUGGUAAAAAGGCGCCAGGGGGUGAAGCAAUUACUAUAGGGGAGGCCCUGGAAUCGGCUGCCUUGUCAGCUGGGUUUAAAUCGGUUGAUCAAAGUGAUGCAGCGGCGAUACAGGCUGCGGAGUGUAGAGCAAGUGGCGGCGUUAUCAAACCGGGCGGGGUAGCGGCGGCAGCUCAGUCAGCUGCUGAUCUUAAUGCCCGCACCAUGAAUCUUGAGCACAAGGCAAGGCUUGGUGAUAUUCUCUCGGAUGCGACGGCAAAGCUGGAACACGAUAAGAUAGUGACGAAGGAAGAUGCAGAGGGGGUAGCCGGUGCAGAGCUGAGGAAUAAUCCGGCAAUGGUAACGCACCCUGGUGGCGUUUCAGAUUCACUAGCUGCCGCUGCAAAGCUCAACCGAGACACCUAGCUAGUUAAGAUGACACAUAAGUUUAUUUGGCAUGUGUAAUAAAUGUAUAUGUACAUUUGUUUUUUUUCUCAGAGAUGUUCUUGUGUAAGUUGUGUUUUUGCAAUUGUAUGUGAGCUCAGAAUCGUUAUUA
Molecule: messenger RNA, 914 nt
Organism: Daucus carota subsp. sativus
Lineage: Eukaryota; Viridiplantae; Streptophyta; Magnoliopsida; Apiales; Apiaceae
Product: late embryogenesis abundant protein D-34
Exons: 3
Coding region: 47-784 (245 amino acids)
Source: RefSeq, a predicted model, not a curated record